AUGGCCAAAUCUGAGGAAGGUGAUGAUGGUCCUAAGAAACAAUCCAGAGAGGAUUGGAAAAAAAUGAAAGAAUUAGAUGAGAUGAGAAAAGCUGGUACAGCACCUGCUAUGCAAGAUGAAGAAGGAAGGGAUAUAAAUCCACAUAUACCUCAGUAUAUCAUGCAAGCACCAUGGUACUAUGGUUCUACAUCAGCAACAUUAAAACAUCAGAGACCACAAGAAGAAAAACAUAAAUCAUAUAGUACUAUGAAUGAAUGGUAUAAGAAAGGAAUCAAAGACGGUCCUGUUGCUACUAAAUUUCGUAAAGGUGCUUGUGAAAAUUGUGGAGCAAUGACACACAAAAAGAAAGAUUGUCUGGAGAGGCCAAGAAAGGUAGGAGCUAAAUAUACUGGUGAAUCUAUAGCUCCUGAUGAAUAUAUUCAAGAUAAUCUAGAUUUUGAUUAUGAAGGUAAGAGAGACAGAUGGAAUGGUAUUAAUACAGAAGAACAUAGACAGAAGUUAUUUGAAGAACAUAAUAAAAUAGAACUAGCAAAACGGGUAUUAAAAGAACAGAAAUUAGAUGCAGGGAUAGAAGCAGGAGAGGGUGCUAAAGAUGAAGAUGCUAAAGAUGAAGAUGAUGCUGAAGUAGCUAGUGAUGAUGAAGAUAAGUAUGCUGAUGAUAUGUUGAUGCCUGGUCAGAAAUUUGAAACAAAACAAAGAAUUACAGUUAGAAACUUACGAAUAAGAGAAGAUACUGCCAAAUAUUUAUACAAUUUAGAUUUGAAUUCAGCUUUUUAUGAUCCUAAAACCAGAUCUAUGAGACAGAAUCCAUUUGAGAAUAGUGGUAAAGACAAGGCAGAUCUUCACUAUGCUGGUGAUAAUUUUGUCAGAGUUUCUGGUGAUGCUUAUGAAAUGUCUAAAGAACAAUUAUUUGCAUGGGAAGCUUAUGAAAGAGGUGUUGAUGUACAUAUACAGGCAGACCCUACUAAACUAGCCUUAUUAAAAAAAGAGUUCAUUCAGAGGAAAGAUACAUUUAAAGAAACUGCUAAGCAAUCUAUAUUAGAUAAAUAUGGUGGAGAAGAACAUUUAGAAGCUCCACCCAAGGAAUUAUUACUAGCUCAAACUGAAAAUUAUGUAGAAUAUUCUAGACAUGGUUCUGUGAUAAAAGGACAAGAAAAAGUAGCCAUUAAAUCACGUUAUGAAGAAGAUGUACAUAUUAAUAAUCAUACAAGUGUAUGGGGUUCCUAUUGGUUUAAUGGUCAAUGGGGUUUUAGUUGUUGUCACUCUCUAGUUAAAGAAUCCUAUUGUACUGGUGAGGCUGGCAAACAAGCUUCAUCAAGUAAGGAAUUAAUGUUACAACAACAAAAAGAAUAUGAUGCGGAAGAAACACCUAAAUCUUUAAUGGAGAAACGAAAGAAGAAAAAGAAAAAGGAAAAGAAGAAGAAAAAGAAGAAGAAGAAAAAUAAAGAUAAUUCUGAUAGUGAUAGUAGUGAAUCAGAUGAUUCUGAAGAAAAAUUGAAGAAGGCUUUGAAGAAAGAAGAUGCACACAACCGAGAUAUUGAGAAAUUAAUGGCAUUAGAUGAAAGAAAGCGACCAUAUAACAGCAUGUUUGAAGCGAAGGAACCCACAGAAGAAGAAAUGCAGGCAUAUUUAAUGAAAAAACGACGCCUUGAAGAUCCUAUGGCUGCUUUUUUAACAAAAUAA
Messenger RNA from Lottia gigantea (owl limpet), 1683 nucleotides. RefSeq lists its product as hypothetical. Lineage: Eukaryota; Metazoa; Mollusca; Gastropoda; Lottiidae. The coding region runs from base 1 to 1683 and encodes 560 amino acids. The transcript has 14 exons. The record is from RefSeq and is a predicted model, not a curated record. Gene Ontology annotation, cellular component: spliceosomal complex. Gene Ontology annotation, molecular function: pre-mRNA 3'-splice site binding. Gene Ontology annotation, biological process: mRNA splicing, via spliceosome.